UUUAAAAACCCCACAGGUACCUGCCGUCGUCCCGUUAAGGUAACAUAGACUGUACCUGAAUGGAAAUAAAUGUUUGUUAUUUGUAGUUAAACACAAUUUAAAUAGAUACGUUAGACUUUACUUAGUUGGAAGAAGAUGGAGUUUGACACGACGGAGACCGUACGCUCGGCACCGAGUCGACACGAGAAAAGUUUGGGGCUCCUCACAAUGAAGUUUGUCAGUCUGCUACAAGAAGCUAAGGAUGGCGUCCUUGAUUUGAAAGUGGCUGCAGAUAGCUUGGCAGUGAAGCAGAAGAGGAGGAUAUACGACAUCACUAAUGUCCUGGAAGGUGUGGGGCUGAUUGAGAAGAAAAACAAGAAUAUCAUCCAGUGGAGGGGUGAGAACACAGGCAGCCAAACUCAAGAGGUGCUGGAGCAGGUAAAAGUUUUGAAGGCACAGAUCUCUGAGCUAGAGGCCCAAGAGAAAGAGCUGGACAACCAGAAAGCCUGGCUGGAAGAGAACAUCAAACACCUUAACCACGAUCCCAUCACCAGCACUUAUAAAUUUGUAACACAUGAAGACAUAUGCAGUGCCUUCAGUGGAGACACUCUUCUUGCUGUUGUGGCUCCUGCUGGGACACAGCUGGAGGUUCCCCUACCUGAAAUGGGGCAGAGAGGUCAGAAGAAGUACCAGGUGAACCUUCGCAGCCACUCGGCUCCCAUCCAGGUCAUGCUCAUCAACAGGGAUUCAGACUCCACUGUACCUGUGGUCUUCCCUGUGCCGCCCACUGACGACAUCUGUCCGAUGCCAACUCCACCCAGCACCCCUGCCAGCCUGCAGCGGUUACCCCUGUCAACGUCUGUGUACUCCACCUCCAACACCACUUCCUCCUACUGCAGCCAGGACUCCCUCUGCUCAGACCACCAGAUGGUGCUGCCAGAACAUGAUGAAGUGCUGACACCAUCGUCCACCCCUCCUGAUGUGCAGAUGGAGUGUCAGCCAGUGGCAGUGUUGGAGCAGCAGCAGCAGCAGAUGGAGCUGGUGGGUCCAGAGUUCCAGUCUGUGCUGGACUUGAGCAGCCUGCUGAAGCUCAACGCUGCUGGAGACCACAUGAAGGAUGACAGAGAGGGAGCUGUUGACCUGAUUGAUGAGCUAAUGUCGUCUGAUGGUAUAGAUUACAGCUUCAACCUGGACGACAAUGAAGGAGUGUGUGACCUGUUUGAUGUGCAGAUCCUCAAUUACUGAUGGCUGACAUGGGCUCUUUUGUGCGCUUAUACAAUCUCUCUUAAGACACUUCAGACAUACCGUUUCCCAUUUCUGUUAAAAUUGCAUAGCUGACACUUAAACAUACCACUGUUAUCUAUCUAAUGAACCUGUUACACACAGACCACCACCACUAGAUUGCCCUCUUGCCCUCAGCCAACACAAAACAGUGUUGUGCCUGAAUGAAUUUGCCAUAAGAUAUUUAUGUUUCCAGGAGUCAUAAUGUCUCCACUGGGUCUCUAAGGGUUUACUGGGUGGUUAUCUACAACAUUCCACAGAAAUGAAGUUACUGGAAGAAAAAACAGGACAAAUCCUUCAGCUUCCUAUUGCAUGUUUUUACGUGUAAAUUUGUAUUUUUCCACAUCCAGUGGAAAGCUUAAGACUUGAAGACAACUGCUUUAUUUUCUAUAGUUUAUCAAGGUUUGGGACUGUGACAGUGUUUUACUUUAGAUGAUAUUUACAAUAACUCAUUCAGUAUUGGCUUUGUUUUUUGGUUUUUUUCCAACAUUUGAUACAGGGUUGAUGAUCUAGUUCAGGGUGUGUAAGCAAGUGACUUUGUUUGCAUGAAAACCAUAUUGUGUAAGAACCGAACAAAUUCCAGAGUUAUAUUUCAAAAAAUGGCAUGUUAUAUUUAACGAGGGAGUGUUUUGGUUACAUUUUGUAACCUUGUUCUCAUGUGAAAAUGCCAGAGUUUUCUUUUCUAUUGUGACACUGCCAUUUUAGGCCUCUGAGUUUUUGUUUUAAAAAGAUUCUUAGAAUUACAGUUAUAUAUUUGAAUAAAUAAUAUUUUUUACUUAAUUUAAGAAGAAAACAAUUCUUGGUUCUAGUUUGUUGAUACUGAAGAUGGUUGACUGCCUUAAUCGUAAUAAUAAAUAAAUAUUAAGAGCCUUGAGUGGCAUUUUUGUAUAUUUAUAGUUUUCUUUGAUAACAAGAAGCCAUGUUUUUGUUACAUUUGGUCGUUUCUUUGCACAUUUUUGAACAUUUUUUUCAAUAAAUAGAUUUGAUCUUGACUUUUGAACUUUUCUAACAAUUAAUAAUCAUUGUUUGAAUUGGAAAUGUGAAAUGCGAGAAAUAAUCAUUUCAGCAUGUACUUGUUUUUGUUAUGUAAGACUUGUUUGCUUGUGACUUGUCAAGUUUGUCUUAAAUCAUACAGACGGCUGUGUUUAUCACACUGAAUCUGACAGUUUGAUUCCAGCUUGGAAACCCUUAGU
Toxotes jaculatrix (banded archerfish) is the source of this 2453-nucleotide messenger RNA. RefSeq names its product E2F transcription factor 5 (gene e2f5). The record is from RefSeq and is a predicted model, not a curated record. The transcript has 8 exons. Gene Ontology annotation, cellular component: RNA polymerase II transcription regulator complex. Bases 136 to 1224 code for a protein of 362 amino acids. Gene Ontology annotation, biological process: regulation of transcription by RNA polymerase II. NCBI's taxonomy places the organism in Eukaryota, Metazoa, Chordata, Actinopteri, Toxotidae. Gene Ontology annotation, molecular function: protein dimerization activity; DNA-binding transcription factor activity, RNA polymerase II-specific; RNA polymerase II cis-regulatory region sequence-specific DNA binding.